AUGUCUUGGAAACGUUCCUCUCUCGUUGAGACCGGGUUCUUCUAUGAUGAAGACCUGCUAAGCGACGAGAGAAGAAAUGAAGACAGAGAAGACAAAGACAAAAGACAAUUCCCGCCCCAUGUUCGAAGGCUUGAGCUAGAGAUGCUUGAUUUUACGUGCCAGGAGCCAGACCUGCCUACCAAGAAAGAUCUCAACAUCCAACGCGAGGCUGAAAGACUUACCAAUGGGGGGUUCUCAGAAGAUCGUUGGGUUGACUUAUUUCGAACACACUUCUUCAAUCCGCUUCUGCAACAUGCCUCAGUCUCAGGACGAAGAUCUCGAAUCGACACUGACGCUAUAUGGUGCGCAUUUGACAAGAACGACGAAGAGAAUGAACUUGUCAAGGCACCCAAGCCCGAUCUAGUCUUUUCUCUCCCGAUGUAUCAUCUAGAUACUCACAUACCUAUGAUAACUGAUCACGAAGCCCACCAGUGGCAUAAAGCAUCAGCGCCAUCCCUUGUGGAGUCAUUUUCAUGGUCCACUUUAAAGCAACUACAUAAGUCCGGCUUGUUAGUCACUCCCUUUAAGGUUUUUAGUAGUAAAGAGCCUCAAGAACCUCGAGAACGAGAUCUCAGUUGUUUUCCUUGGCUUGUUGUCGAAUGCAAGAAAGCAGAGCGCACCCCUGGUGAGCUUGAACGAUUGAGGGAAGUCGUUUACUGCCAGGCAGCCAAUGCCAGUGGAUGUGCUGUCAAGUUAAACCAGAAUGCUGCGAAAUAUGCUAUCAAGCUGGCUUAUCACGCAGAGAUCCCCCCUGUUGCCAGCGUGACUACCGUUGGGCCGCAAGUCAAGGUCUGGAUAACGUUUUUUGCUGAAGACUUUAGCGCAUAUUGUUAUGACGUUAACGGAUAUCAAAAGUAUCGCCCCCAGAAAGAAGGCUACAUGAUGCAAUGUAUCUGGACGGGUGACAUGACAGAACCUCAAGACAUUAUCAAAUUCCGGCUUAUUCUCGAAAACACAUACACCUGGGCAAAGCGAGUUUUCAAACCAUUGAUAGCCACAUAUAUUGAUCAGUGGAAGUUUGCCUGCGCUGAAGAUAUCACUGGCAAUGGAAAACUGAAAAUGAAGCGACGGCAAGAGAGGCUGGGCCUCUCAAGGUGUGCACUCCGACUUACUCAAGCUUGCCUACAUGCUCAGCCAGACCUCAAGUCCUGCGAGGACUCGUAUCUUUCCAUUACAAACAGGCUUGUCGACCUCUGCGACCGAUUCGUCCACGAUGUGGAUCGAUUGAUCGCGGAGGAACUCAAACGAUCAAGUGAAGGCAAACAAAGAGCUCCGUCCAGCAGCACUACACGCAGAAGAGCACGGACACCUAGCGAACCAUCCCGGAAAGCUACUCCUGAAUCUGAAGGUAUGACUUCUUUAAGCGUUCCGAGACGAAGCCCGCGUUUGGAACCACGGAACAAAGCACAGCCGUCUCAGGAAAUCACUUCAAGAGUAGAGAUAGUCUCUUCAAGUCUGAGAGUAACUAUGGCAGCUGGGGCACCUAAGAGAAGGCAAAGCCAGAGUAAAUUUCUCGCGCCACCAAUUGAGAUUGAACUUGUACCAGAAUCUUCAUCCGGGGAGUCAGAAGCCUCUGGUACAGUGGCCGACGAGGAUAUUUCAGUUGUGAACCUAUCAGAAGAGGAUAACUAG
Molecule: messenger RNA, 1671 nt
Organism: Fusarium tjaetaba
Lineage: Eukaryota; Fungi; Ascomycota; Sordariomycetes; Hypocreales; Nectriaceae
Exons: 3
Coding region: 1-1671 (556 amino acids)
Source: RefSeq, a predicted model, not a curated record